This is a messenger RNA of Talaromyces stipitatus ATCC 10500, 381 nucleotides long. RefSeq lists its product as uncharacterized. The transcript has 2 exons. The record is from RefSeq and is a predicted model, not a curated record. NCBI's taxonomy places the organism in Eukaryota, Fungi, Ascomycota, Eurotiomycetes, Eurotiales, Trichocomaceae. The coding region runs from base 1 to 381 and encodes 126 amino acids.
AUGUGGCAGCGUCGUUCCUCUCAAAGUGAACCAUCCCUCUCAUCAACAACAUCGCCCUCCAAUCCGGCAUACGCCUACUACUCAUCAUCAUCCUACUCUUCACAAAUGUCUCGACGAGGUCCCAUAGAAGGGCCACCGGGCCACCAGCUCCGACGCAGAGUCACCUGGCGUUCCUCCGCAUAUAAGAUUAUCGCCUAUCUUUAUGUUCUCGGUAUUUUGUAUAUUGUCUGGUUGAUUCGAGAUUUGUUCUGGCUUCCAUUCUCGUCAACUUCGACGCAUGGUGGGUUUUCCUGGGUGAUCUUACGCCAAAAUCAGAGAUUGACACUAGUCGAUUUGCACCUAGUCAGGUCGCGCGACAAUCGCCACCCGUCGCUCGCGUGA